Messenger RNA from Dibothriocephalus latus, 675 nucleotides. NCBI's taxonomy places the organism in Eukaryota, Metazoa, Platyhelminthes, Cestoda, Diphyllobothriidea, Diphyllobothriidae. The record is from the annotation of a GenBank genome assembly.
GCGACUAACGAUGCCGCAGCCGAGAACAGUGCGCUUCGCAUUGAUUGGCUCGGUGGCAUCGUGAACCCCGCGAUGAAUCGCACCUCAGCGUCUAAGCAAGGUCGCAUCGAGGCGGAGCUCAUCGCCGCGGCUGAGGCCCUCUCUCAACCGGCUGAGCCCACAACCACUAGUGCCAAUGCCUCUGUGGCGCCUCCUCAGCGGGAACAAUCGACGACUUUUAAUCCUAGACACGGUCUCCUUCAUUCCGGUUCUAUGGCUAAAAGACGCCCCAAUAAGCACAAACGUCUGCCUCCUCCUCCCGACACUGCAUUCAUUUCUGACUUUGUUGCCCGUCUCUGUCCAAAGUCUGGCCGUCUGUCUGAGGCAUCUGUUGAGACAGAAAAGGCCUUCCCUAGCGAGAGCGAGCCGUCCUCGGAGACUUUGUCAAAGAGUGAGAACAACCUAUUGAGGGACCUUGUGUCACUACGUCCCCCGCCUCUGGACUUGAAUCCCGAAUGGACCGAUGCUGAGCUCAAUUUGGCUGUACAAAGUACUGCAGAACUUGGCUGUGACUACUACGGCAUCGCCGCUCGCCUCGUCAACAAGUCGGCCGGCAUGGUGGCCAACCUCUUCGAGACCCAGGGCCUCCAUCUCCGCCUGCAUGAGGUUGCUUCCAUGGCUCGGGUGCGGCCGUAG